AUGGCCAACGUAGGCGAGGUGAUGUUUGGUGCACUGGGCCUCGAAAUCGAUGGCGCAGCUCAGAUUAUUUUCUUCCUCUUUGUCAUGGGGUCCCAUAUAUUGACUUUUUCGAUCAUGAUGAAUACUCUUACUGACCACGGCGCCUGCACGAUUGUCUUCUGCCUUGUGGGGGCAAUACUCACUUUUCUUCUGAGUCUACCGAGAACCCUGCAUAACGUAUCGUAUCUUGCCAUCUUUUGGGGCUCGGGCACGGUAGUGACAUCCCUCCUCCCAGCUUUUUCAGCCACUCUGAAUAUCAUCAUCGCAUUCGGAGAACAAGUCGCCUUCUUCAGUAUCCAAUCCGAACUUGCCGAUCCUGGGAAAUACCCGAAAGCGCUGUAUACGCUGGAGACGGUCGACCCGAUCCUGUAUCUCAUUGCUGUUGUGGUGUACCGAUUCGCCGUACCGCCGUGA
Molecule: messenger RNA, 453 nt
Organism: Aspergillus tanneri
Lineage: Eukaryota; Fungi; Ascomycota; Eurotiomycetes; Eurotiales; Aspergillaceae
Exons: 2
Coding region: 1-453 (150 amino acids)
Source: RefSeq, a predicted model, not a curated record